Messenger RNA from Ambispora leptoticha, 1800 nucleotides. The record is from the annotation of a GenBank genome assembly. Lineage: Eukaryota; Fungi; Glomeromycota; Glomeromycetes; Archaeosporales; Ambisporaceae.
AUGUCUGAAAAUGAAAGCUUUAAACCUUAUAAGCGACCUAGCUACGGGACCAAGGGUCGUAAAGCUGUAUUUCGCAUCAACUACUUUGAAGUGAAAAAAUCUCCAAAAGACGCAAAAUGGCUCAAAUAUGCGGUCGAAAUCAAGAAGGCUUUUGUUGGAACUGAAGGUGGUUCCGAUACGCGAGCCAAUACGCGACAAGAGCCAAGACCUCUGAAAAUAGAAAUCAAGCGUAAAGCGUUUAAAGAGCUUGAAAAGAAAAAAGGAAAAGAAUUAUUUCAAAACGUUGCAUACUUUUUCGACGGCGAAAAAACGUUGUACACCAAUAAAUCCAUCAAUAUGAAAACAAACUUCUUCACUAGCUCGGUAUUACUUGAUGAUGAACAGGAUUUGAAAGGCAGGCCGGGCGAGUAUAUGGUGCAAAUUAUUGCGAUCCAAGAUCCACUCGAGCUCGAUACACUCGAUACUUACCUGCAAGCGAAAACUUUUCGUUGGGAUUUCUUCAAUAUGGAUAGUGUAACGGCGCUAAAUGAUUUGAUGCAUACAUCUCCCUCCUGCAAGUAUUUCCAAUCCAAAGAUCUGAUUUUGGACCCGAAUACUCGUAAAUCGUUAGGUGGCGGUAUGGAAUUAUGGGCAGGCUUCUUUGAGAGUGUUCGCCCUGGGCAAAAAUCGUUCUUUGUAAACGUGAAUCGUACUCAUAGUGUAUUCUAUGAGAAAAAAGAUUUGGUUAAGUUCUUGUGUGAAUUUCUCGGGCUUCGUGAUUUGCCUCAAACCUUCACUGAAGAUCAAAAAAAAAGAAUCAAUAAAGUCCUUACCGGAUUGAAAGUCAGACCACUGCAUCGACCAAACAUCAAAUGUAAACAAUCAAUUGGGCGUAUUUCUCCAAGGAAAGCAAUAGAACAUACAUUUACGCUUAGAGAUUCGGAAAAAACUACAAAUGUAAAGGAGUAUUUUAAAGAUACUUACAAUAUCGUGCUUAAAUACCCUCAUGUGAUGGAAAUUCAGUCGAGAAAUACAGAAGUUUGGCCACUUGAAUGCUGUGAACUUGUCGAGGGACAACGUGUUCAACUGAAAAAUCUUAAUGGUGAUCAACUCGCAAAUAUGAUAAAAUUCACCGCAGUUCUUCCUAAAAUUAAUAUGGAGAUAAUCUUGAAUCAAGGUGUCGACCAUGUGUUGGAUUUCGUUCAUGAUCCAAAGCUUAGGGAUUUCGGAAUAGAAGUUGACACCCAAAUGGCAGUGACUCCCGGUCGAAUUUUGGAUCCCCCAACUAUUACCUAUCAUUCGUCAUCUAAAGAUGGUGCAAAGCUCAACCCGAAUAAGAUGAAUGGAGCCUGGAAUCUUCGUGGACGAAGAUUCUUCGAAAGUGGUGCUGCGUUGAAAUCUUGGUUUGUCUUGUGCUGUAUUGACGAAAAUAUCUUACCUCGUCAAGACGGAAGAAACACCGAUAAAAAUGGAAAUUGUGUUCCUGGAACCAUUAUCGAUCAAAAGAUUACGCAUCCGUACCUUUUCGAUUUCUAUUUAUAUUCUCACUCCAGUCUUCAAGGAACAUCACGACCAGCGCAUUGCGUCGUACUAUACGAUGAAAAUAAAUUUGCUCCCGACACACUUCAAUCUUUCACUUAUAAACUCUGUUAUAACUAUCAGCGUGCAACCCGAUCAGUUUCUAUUCCCCCUCCAGUAUACUAUGCGCACUUGUCCGCCAAACACGCACGUACCCAUGUAACUGAAGAAAGAGACGGCGCUUUUAGACUUCGACCAGUGCUUCCACUGCUUGAGCGGGAGUAUCCAAUGUAUUUCAUGUGA